AACGAUCGAGUUUUCUUUUUUUUAUUUCUCCAAUAAUCUAACUUUCCAAAUUUAAUUUUAUUUUUCAUUCAAAUAUUUUUUUGUCACUUCAAAUAAAAUAGACCCCCUGCUUUUUCUGUAGCGCGCAAAAAAUGCAACGCAUUUAUACUACCACUUUUGUGCCGAAAUUUUGCAAUGGCCAAUGGGUAUGGAAUGCAAACCAGGAACGUAUUGAAUUUGAAGACACCAAAGAUGCCGAAUUGGUUAAGGAGGACUAUGUGAAUACGUGUGGCUUCAAUUUCAGCAAGACGGUCAAUCAACUGGAGGAACUGAUAUUUCGCCAGGAAUUUCAACGUUCCGAUCUUACGCACGAUGCCGAUGUCAUACUCGUGCAGGACAUAAAAAAUAUCGUGCUCUUCCUGGCACCCUCCGAAAUCAUCACGACCGAUUUCAUACAUUUCUUGCACACUUUCACCGUCGAUCGUUUCCUUCGUGCGCUCAUCAUCUACUUCGAGUACUAUUUGAAAAUGGUCGAGUUUGUGUUGAUACGACGCGAUGAGAUCGCCGGCGAAAAGGCGCAAAUACAAAGUGAAGACACGAACGAGAUUAAGCGCGUCUACUCGACAUAUCUCAUACAGCAUCGUUUGCUGUUGGCACGUGAAUAUAGCACCAUAAUAAUGGGUGAUGGCGAGAUGAAGCGCUUCUAUCACAUUACGCCCAUUGUCAAUAUUUCACAUUCCAUUAAGGACAAGCGCUUUCAUGAAGCCUUUUUGGCAUUCUCCACACAAGUGGUGUGGAUUGCUAUGCAUCGGCGCGCCUAUGACUACAUCGAUAUGGAAAUGUAUCGGCUCUUUCGUUCCGAGCACUUCAAGCUGAAGCGCUAUGCGCACAUUAAUUUCACGCAAGCGGAGACCAGCAUGCUCUACGGCAAGAACUAUAAGCGUCGUAAUUAUCGUGCACAAAAUUCACCACUCAUUCAGGAAUUGGCCAAUGUAUCGACGGAGGAUUUGCCCAUCUUGUGGAUUGGUGAGCGCAAGUACCGCGGCACCGAUUUGCGCAUACAUCAGCUGGAGUUGGAGUACAUUGUGCCGGAUAGUCAGUUGACCUUAAUCGAUAUGUGUCACGGCAUACUCGGACAUCCUAAGGAAAUCUACGAUACCGUUUUGACCAUCAAUUGGGAAGCGGUGCGUUUUCAAAACUAUUCAGAGAUCUACGAUCCAUAUCAAUUGGUGCGCCAGCCGGCACUCAAGAUACCCAAUAUCGAUGAGGAGAAAAUGCGCAAAUAUGCGCAGAAAUUUGAUACCUACUAUCAUGUGCGCAUGCAAUACGAACGUGUGAGUAAAGCGUUAAUAGAUAAAUGGUGUAGACGCGAUGCCGUAAUCGAAUGCUUUACGGAGGACAUGAUAACCAGCAUUAUAACGAAGUGUGAAAAGGAGCUGCAGAGAUACUCCUAUGGGCCGAGUGUAGAAGAGAUAACGAACAAAUUUUUGACACGAAAGAAAUUACUGAGAAAGCUGUAAGAGCGGGAGUAAGCAGAAGAGAGAAAAAGAAAGAGCAACAAAAAGAAGGACAGAGACACGGAGAAAGAAAUAAGGAAGGAGAAAAAAAGAAGGAAGGAGAAAAACAGAAGGAAGGUGGGAAAAAAGAAGACCGACGAACGGCGAGGGUAAAGAUGGAUAUUUCAGGUAACUUUUGGAAGGCGUAAAAUAUUAGACUAGAAUAUAUGUAUUUGUGCGGAAUUUAUGUGAAAUUGGCGAAUAAGCAAAUACCAGAAAAAAGCCAAUAAAAUUUUCAUUUCCUUUCCUUCAAUAUUUCAUCUAAUGGUAACACAGUCGACAUUUUUUGCAUACGACAGGCACAUAACAUAAGAUACAUAACCUUAUGCAUUUUAUUUUAUAGCGAAAAAAGUGAAUAUACACCUGUGCUCGAAAUAAUAGCAGCGCGCUGAAUUAUUAAAUUUUAACUGUUUUUUUUUUUUUGCUUUAAUUUUCUUUGUUGAUAUUUUUAUAAAAAUAUAGUGUAUUCUGCAACAAAAACUGUAUAACUGAAAGCUGCAAAAUUUGUACUAAAUUCACAAAAAAUAAACAAUAAAAAAAGUUCAUCAAAUGUUCAUGUUUCCAAUCAGAAUCUUUAGAAAACUUCGAGGCAUGCAGUCUUAUAGCCAGUUCAGUUUUAACAUAAUAAAGUGCGAGUUUGAAGUCAUUCAAAGAACGCGUGGGUUUUUGACAGUAUUUUUCUGUUUUGCUUUGUGCAUGCAAUGUUGACUAUUUUCUCCAUAUCUUUUAUAUGGUAAAAAAUGCGCAACACCUCAGCGAAAAAAAAUAUCAAAAAUCGAGGAAAAUUUUGGCCCCUUGAAACUUGCACUUUAUCAUACUAAUAUUGAAUG
Anastrepha ludens (Mexican fruit fly) is the source of this 2365-nucleotide messenger RNA. RefSeq names its product protein phosphatase 1 regulatory subunit 36-like. Gene Ontology annotation, molecular function: phosphatase binding. The transcript has a single exon. The record is from RefSeq and is a predicted model, not a curated record. Bases 132 to 1499 code for a protein of 455 amino acids. Lineage: Eukaryota; Metazoa; Arthropoda; Insecta; Diptera; Tephritidae. Gene Ontology annotation, biological process: negative regulation of phosphatase activity.